Messenger RNA from Scutellospora calospora, 2172 nucleotides. The record is from the annotation of a GenBank genome assembly. NCBI's taxonomy places the organism in Eukaryota, Fungi, Glomeromycota, Glomeromycetes, Diversisporales, Gigasporaceae.
AUGGCGGCAGAAUUUAUCAAAGGGCUUAUCCAUGGUGAAAGUGGUGCAUCACCUGCAGAUAUGCCAUGUAUCUUUCGACAUGGCUCAUUCGCAAAAGUUAGAGAAGGUGCUUUUGCAAAAUGGUAUGUCAAUGGCAAGGAUUACUUUUAUGCCGUUUCGGAAGCCCUUGCAAAUGCGAAAGAGGAAAUUUUCAUCGAAGAUUGGUGGCUUUCCCCUGAAUUGUAUCUCCGUAGACCUCCUUGCAAGAAUGAACAAUAUCGGCUCGAUAGGCUCCUUAAAAGAAAGGCAAAGGAGGGCGUAAAAAUUUAUGUUGUUCUUUACAAAGAAGUGGAACAAGCCUUGACUUUAAACUCUAAACAUAGUAAAAAAACAUUAAUAAACGAGAUGGAAGAAAAUUAUGAAAAUAUUCUUGUGCAAAGACAUCCUUAUCAUGGAAUUGAUGGUACUUUCUUUUGGGCGCAUCAUGAGAAAAUGGUUGUUGUUGAUCGUCAUAUUGCCUUCAUUGGUGGAUUGGACUUGUGUUUUGGUCGUUACGAUACCGGAAAACAUCAACUUGCUGAUUUUUCUCCCAUAUCAAAAUACGUAUCAAUCUGGCCUGGUCAAGACUAUUCUAAUCCAAGAAUUGCUGAUUUUAUUGAAGUUGAUAAGUGGUCUUCAAAAUUAAUCGAUAAAAAUUAUGUUGCACGUAUGCCAUGGCAAGAUAUUUCGAUGGGUUUCGUUGGUAAACCAGCACUGGAUGUUGCUCAGCAUUUUAUUCAACGUUGGAAUUUUAUUAAAAAGAAAAGGAAUGAAAACAAACCCAUAUAUCCUGUCUUGAUUGCAAAGUCUGAAACCCAGUACGAUCGUGAAUGCAUGAAAAAGAAUUCCACACUAGUAAGAAAAUACCACUCUUGUGGAAAAACCGUAGAAUUACAUCCAGACCAAGGUACUUGUAGUGUUCAAGUUUUGAGAAGCAGUGCCGCUUGGAGUCUUGGUCUUACUGAAACUGAGCAUUCUAUUCAAAAUGCUUACAUUGACACUAUUCAAAACGCUAAGCAUUUUAUUUAUAUCGAAAAUCAAUUUUUCAUAACUGCGACAAAGGAAUCUAAAGAUUUCCCUGUCAAGAAUCUUAUUGGAAAGGCUAUUGUAGAAAGAAUUUUAAAAGCUCAUAAAAAUAAAGAAAAAUUCCGAGUUAUUGUUAUAAUGCCAUUAAUUCCUGGUUUCCCAGCUGAAAUUGAUUCUGAUGAUGCUGGUACACCUCGUCUUGUAAUGCAUUACCAGUAUAUGUCUAUUUGCCGUGGAGGGCAUUCUAUCAUCGAAUCAAUCAAAAAUGCUGGUUGUACUGAUCCUUUUGACUAUAUUGGUUUCUAUUCACUUCGAAAUUAUGAUAAAAUCUGUCACCAAGCUGUCAAACUUGGAAUGGGUGUUCUCCCUGAAGAAAUUAAUGCACCUUCUAUUGAGAAAGCUUAUGACAAUCCAAAUGUUGACCCUGCUUUGAAACAGUACAAAUAUUCAACAUCUCAAUCCUUAGGCCAUACACGUAUUAAUGAAGAUGAUUGUACUUUUGUUACUGAAGAGUUAUAUAUUCACACAAAACUUUUGAUCGCUGAUGAUAGAAUUGUUAUUAUGGGUUCAGCCAAUUUGAACGAUAGAUCACAAAAUGGUGAUCAUGACUCUGAAAUUGCAGCUAUUGUUGAAGAUAAAAAUUAUAUAGAAUCUCGUAUGGCUGGAGAAAAGUGGCAAGCUGGAAAAUUUGCAGCCACACUUCGUCGUCAUCUUUUCAAGCAACAUCUUGGUUUAGAAGUUCACGAAAGUCAUGAUGAAGUCAAUAAUCACUCUCAUCCACCACCUAUUGAAGCAGAUUACCCUGUUGACCCCUAUAACCUUAGUGUAGCAGAUAAAAUUGUUGAAGAUCCUGUUUCAGAUGAAUUUUAUAAUAAAUAUUGGUUACAUACUGCUUCUCAAAAUACUGAAGUUUACCGCAAAGAAUUUAAAAAAUUCGUUCCGGAUCGUAAAAAGGUUCCGGCUGGGCACAUAACAGAAGAAUCCAAAUGUAAUAUCGAAAAUACCAAAGCACAAUUAAGUUUGAUUAAAGGUCAUUUAGUUUUCUUCCCAUUGAAUUUCUUAAGAGAUGUGACAUUAUCUGGUUCUGUUGUAUUUGAUGCCGUUACUCCUAUGGAAUUAUUUACUUAA